AAAUCGCUCCACGUAUGAGCUCAUCGCACGUGCAAGGUCAACCAGUUGCUAUGGCAAUGGCCCAGCGCCUUGCCUAUAUCUGUGAUGAAUAUAGCUCAGCUUAGUUUGUGCGCCGUCAUCCUUAUGUAGAGUGCGCUGGUCUUGAAUUGCUGGAGUUCAUUUGGAACAACCGGGAUCCGUUGCCAACCCGACAAGCUGUAGCUUUAUCUACGCACUGUUUUGCUGAGCCUUCUCUUCUGCAACAACAGAAAACCAUUUGGACCUUUGCUGAGUGGGACGGGGAGCAACUUUCCCCCUGCGUGGAAAUGCAUGUCUCCUAUCAGAUCCCACCGAUCACCCCCAAGGUCAGAGCAGUGCGUGCGACGAUGACCUAAGACUCGCCCGCGCGCUCUCCGAGAUCAGGGUCUCUUUGCGCGACUCUCUUUCCUCCGUCCGGCGACGCCUGGAGCACCUCGGAGAGGGGCAAGAGAGGCGGGUCCCAGCCUCCGAUCCGAUCCCUUCGCGCUCCUCCAAGGUCCGCACUCUCCUCCAGUUUGCGCGAGUGCGCAGGGGAGGGCGCGCAAGGCUAUCUUUGCCUGGGAUCGUCUCCACCGGCUUGGAGGCUGCAGCAGCGAAGAAGACGCGUCUUCACUUUGGCCCCACAGAGUGAAAAAAUGAUAUCCAAGUCUCAAAUGAGAUUGCCCCCACCUUCCAGGACAAGGCAAGAUGUUGCACAACAGCCAAACCAGGGGCCGGUGGUGACCUUUGAAGAUGUGGCUGUCUAUUUCACGGAGAGCCAGGGGGCUCUGCUGGAUCCCGACCAAAGGGCCUUGUACAGGAAUGUCAUGUUGGAGAAUUAUGGGAACGUGGCCUCGUUGGGAUCUCCAUUCGCCAAACCUGAACUUAUUUGCCAGCUGGAAAAAGGGGGAGAGCUCUGGGUGCCAGAUUCUCAGGACUUGGAUGAAACAGAGAGUUCCAGCUCCAACUCAGCAGGUCUGUGCAAUCAAAAGAAUUUAUAUUUCACGUGGGGGUUGCAGUUAACGCAGAUACCAGCCCUUGCCAAUCGCCAGCAAAUGAUGGAAGGAGAGAAACUGAACAAAUGCAUGGACUGUGGGAAAUGCUUCGCUCGGAAAUCAAAGCUCGUGGAGCACCAGAGAGUCCACACAGGAGAAAAACCGUACGAAUGCUCCGAGUGUGGGAAACGUUUCGCUUGGAAAUGGCCGCUUGUGAUACACCAGAGAGUCCACACGGGAGAGAAACCUCACCAAUGCUUGGAGUGUGGGAUGCGCUUUGCUGAAAAGCCAAAACUCAACAGGCACCAGAGUGUCCACACUGGAGAGAAGCCGUAUAAGUGCUCCGAAUGUGGCAAAACGUUUGCUCAGAAAUCGUACCUCAUGAUGCACCAGCGAAUCCACACGGGAGAGAAGCCAUUUCAGUGCUUGGAUUGCGGCAAAGGUUUUGCCCACAAAUCGAAGCUUGUGAGUCACCGGAGGGUUCACACCGGCGAGAAAUCGCACAAGUGCUUGGAAUGCGGCAGAUGUUUCGCUCACAAAUCGUACCUCGUGAUGCACCGCCGAACCCACACGGGAGAGAAACCGUUCGAAUGCGUGGACUGCGAGAAGUCCUUUGCCCAGAAAUCACACCUCACAAUCCACCGCCGAACCCACACGGGAGAGAAACCUUUCAAAUGCCUGGCGUGUGGGAAAUGCUUUGCCGAUUCCUCUGCCUUUACGGGACACCAGAGGGUCCACACCGGCGAGAAGACCUACAAAUGUGCGCAGUGUGGGAAGUGUUUUGCUUGGAAAUCAAACCUCACUCUGCACCAGAGAAGCCACGCGACCGAGGAAGCGUGCAAAUGCUCCGAGUGCGGGAAAUGUUUUGCUCGGAAAUCGCACCUCCGCAGCCACGAGAGAGUCCACAGAGGGGAGAAACUGUAUAAAUGUUUGGAGUGUGGGAAAUGCUUCUCCUGGAAGUUGCAUCUCGCGAACCACCAGAGAGUCCACGGGGGAAAGAAACCACAUAAGUGUUUGGAGUGUGGGAAGUGCUUUGGUCAGAAAUCGCACCUCACAAUCCACAAAAGCAUUCACACGGGAGAGAAGCCCUUUAAAUGUUUGGAGUGUGGGAAAUGUUUUAAUCUCAAGUCCCGUCUUGUGGAACAUCAAAGAAUCCACACGGGAGAGAAACCCUACACAUGCAAAGAGUGCGGGAAGGCUUUUGCUAACAAAUCAAAUCUCCAGACACACCUGAGAGUCCAUACAGGGGAAAAGCCAUUCAAAUGCCUGGAGUGUGGGAAGUGUUUCACUGUGAAAUCUAGUCUCGUGAAGCACCACAAGGCCCACACAGGAGAGAAACCUUAUAAAUGCGUGGAGUGUGGGAAAUGUUUUGCUUGCAAAUCACAAUACGUAAUGCACCAGAGGAUCCACACGGGAGAGAAACCCUUUAAAUGCACAGAGUGCGGGAAAUGUUUUGCUCGGACGUCGUACCUCAAAAACCACCAGAGACUUCACACUGGGAAGAAGCCGUAUAAGUGCUUAAAGUGUAGGGAAUGUUUUUCUUUGAAAUCAGCCCUUCUCAGACACCAGGCAGCUCACGCAGAUGACGGACCUCAUGAAUAUUCAUCCCAGUAGAGAUUCUUCACACCUGAGAACACCAGCAUCUUAUCCGAGAGAAAUGCUCUUCUGCAAAGUCCAUGGGAGCACUGAGUCUUGGGAGAAGAUAGAGAAGCCACUCGAGAAAGAAUAUUGUCUGAGGAAACAGGCUGUGCCAAAAAGAUGGUUGAGAAUUAACAAAUUUCUGCAAAGGGGAGGCAUUAUGAGUGUUUGACGCAUGUCUGAAAGUACAUUUAACGUGGGAGUAUGUGUGUGUGUGUUUAUAGACUGAUGCUUUUAUUGCUAUCUACCGGCACUUCAGACAAGAUUUUCCGGAUCUGGGUAGGAUGCCGUUAGUCACUAAAAGCAUAUCUUUAUUAAAGUGACAAAAAAGAAGGAGUUCUAAAUUAUUAUAGCAAAUUGUCUGCUGUUAGGACUUGCCGAUCAGAAGGUUGGCAGUUCAAAUCCCCACAACGGGGUGAGCUCCCGUUGCUUGGUCCCUGCUCCUGCCAACC
This is a messenger RNA of Podarcis muralis (Common wall lizard), 3082 nucleotides long. RefSeq lists its product as uncharacterized. Gene Ontology annotation, biological process: regulation of transcription by RNA polymerase II. Gene Ontology annotation, cellular component: nucleus. Gene Ontology annotation, molecular function: DNA-binding transcription activator activity, RNA polymerase II-specific; RNA polymerase II cis-regulatory region sequence-specific DNA binding. The record is from RefSeq and is a predicted model, not a curated record. Lineage: Eukaryota; Metazoa; Chordata; Lepidosauria; Squamata; Lacertidae.